AUUGUCCCGUUGUGCCGCCGGGCGGGGGGGUUUGCUGCUGCCGCUGCCGCCGCCAUGCCGAUCAACAAGGCUGAGAAGCUGGACAAGCCAGAGAGCUGUGAUAAUGUCAAGGUGGUGGUUCGAUGCCGGCCUCUUAAUGAGCGAGAGAAAGCUACGGGCUACAAAAUGGCAGUCAACGUAGAUGAAAUGAGAGGAACUAUAACUGUUCAUAAAACAGACUCAUCCAACGAGCCUCCCAAGACAUUUACGUUUGACACAGUGUUUGGACCAGAGAGUAAACAGCUGGAUGUCUAUAAUUUAACUGCAAGACCUAUUAUUGACUCUGUCCUGGAAGGAUACAAUGGUACUAUUUUUGCAUAUGGGCAGACUGGAACAGGCAAAACUUUCACCAUGGAAGGGGUCCGAGCAGUUCCUGAGCUUAGAGGCAUCAUUCCCAAUUCCUUUGCCCAUAUAUUUGGUCACAUUGCCAAGGCAGAGGGGGAUACAAGGUUUUUAGUUCGUGUGUCUUACCUAGAAAUUUACAAUGAAGAAGUGCGGGACCUGCUGGGAAAAGACCAGACACAGAGAUUAGAGGUCAAAGAGAGACCUGAUGUGGGAGUUUAUAUCAAAGACCUUUCAGCUUAUGUCGUAAACAAUGCAGAUGAUAUGGACAGAAUCAUGACUCUGGGCCACAAGAACCGUUCUGUUGGUGCCACAAACAUGAACGAGCACAGCUCUCGUUCACACGCCAUCUUCACUAUCACUAUCGAGUGCAGUGAGAAGGGGGUUGAUGGAAACAUGCACGUGCGCAUGGGCAAACUGCAUCUCGUUGAUCUUGCUGGUUCUGAAAGACAGGCGAAAACCGGAGCCACGGGGCAGCGACUGAAGGAAGCUACAAAGAUCAACCUCUCUCUUUCCACACUGGGGAAUGUUAUCUCUGCACUGGUGGAUGGCAAGAGCACCCAUGUGCCCUACCGUAACUCCAAACUUACACGGCUCCUUCAGGAUUCUCUGGGGGGCAACUCCAAAACCAUGAUGUGUGCAAACAUUGGACCAGCAGACUACAACUACGAUGAGACUAUCAGCACUCUCAGGUACGCAAACCGAGCCAAGAACAUAAAGAACAAGGCCAGGAUUAAUGAAGACCCCAAGGAUGCUUUGCUCCGCCAGUUUCAAAAAGAAAUUGAAGAGCUUAAGAAAAAACUGGAAGAAGGGGAAGAGAUAUCUGGUUCUGAGACCAGUGAUUCUGAAGAGGAGGAUGAAGAUGACGAUGGGGAGAUUGGAGAAGAUGGAGAGAAACGGAAGAAGCGGCGGGGCAGUAGCAGCAGCAGUAGUUCAGACUCCACAUGCUCUGUCAUAGAGAAACCUCUGGAUAAGUCCUUCACUAAUCAAGCAGGCAAAAAGAAAGUUUCCCCUGAUAAGAUGGUAGAGAUGCAAGCAAAGAUUGAAGAGGAAAGAAAAGCUCUUGAAACUAAGCUGGAUAUGGAAGAAGAAGAAAGAAACAAAGCCAGAGCUGAGCUGGAGAAGAGAGAAAAAGACUUGCUUAAAGCUCAACAAGAGCACCAGUCCCUGUUGGAGAAACUGUCUGCAUUGGAAAAGAAGGUGAUUGUGGGAGGAGUGGACUUGCUGGCAAAAGCAGAGGAGCAAGAGAAGCUUCUAGAGGAAUCGAAUAUGGAACUGGAAGAGCGAAGGAAGAGAGCAGAACAGCUUCGCAAGGAGCUUGAGGAGAAGGAGCAAGAACGUUUGGACAUUGAGGAGAAGUACACCAGCCUCCAGGAAGAAGCACAAGGGAAAACCAAAAAGCUGAAGAAAGUUUGGACCAUGCUUAUGGCUGCAAAGUCAGAGAUGGCAGAUCUGCAACAAGAGCAUCAGAGAGAGAUUGAAGGAUUACUAGAGAAUAUUCGGCAGCUGAGCAGGGAACUUCGUCUUCAGAUGCUUAUCAUAGACAACUUCAUUCCUCAGGACUACCAGGAAAUGAUUGAAAACUACGUUCACUGGAACGAAGACAUUGGAGAAUGGCAGCUGAAAUGUGUUGCCUAUACAGGAAACAACAUGAGGAAACAGACACCUGUUCUGGAUAAAAAAGAAAAAGAUCCCUUUGAAGUGGACCUUUCCCACGUUUACUUAGCUUACACUGAAGAAAGCUUGAGGCAAUCUCUGAUGAAGCUGGAGAGGCCGAGGACUUCAAAAGGAAGAUCCAGGCCCAAGACGGGUAGAAGAAAACGUUCGGCAAAGCCAGGAACCGUCAUUGACUCUCUGCUGCAGUAGGUGUGACCUGUUCAGAAUUGCUGUAAAAAUCAGUGAGUGUAUAAGAUUUGGCCAGAAUAUGGAAUUCAAGAGAUGGCACAAUUUGACAUGGCUAUAAAAUCCAUGCCUUGCUGGUAUGGAGCUUUAUUUAAAAAAAAAAAAAAAAAAAUGUAUUUUCUCCUUAGUUGCCCAUAUAUUGUAUGUUAUAUUAACAUAAUAUUAACUGGUAUAUAUGAUGGUUGUGAAAUUCCAUGUGUUAAGCGUGUUGUGCAGGGAAGCUCUUUUUGGAAAUCCUUGUUGAAAUGUAUAGAAAAUAAGGGUUCUAGAUGUGUGUUUAAGUGCUAGACAUGUUAGCUCAAAACGGUUGAUGAAAUCCUAAAACUUAAGGCUGGUAAACCUGGUUUAUGCCCUGCUUUGCACAUAACCAGCAGCUUUCACUAUUGUCCUCUGUUGCACUGAUCUGUGUUUGAAUGUGGUUGCUGCAAACCUUUAAGAGCAUCAGACCCUUUUAUUUAAAUAUUCCUCACUGUGGCUGUUAACCUGAUCGGAUUGUGUAUCAAAUACGCAGUCUUUUUCCCUUAAUUUGCUGUCUUGCUGUAUGAAGAAAGUAGUUGGGCAGGGGAAGUGUGAGCCGUAAAAGUCUGAGAUGUCUGGGAAGGGACCAUGCUCUGGUUAAAUGCAACAGAAAACAAAUGUGUUUAGUGCUUUUAUUUUUGUCUGUGUGUGAUUUGCUGACACUGUGGAGAAUGAGGCCUUCGAUGCGAAGGCAAGAAAGAGCUUUGUUUUUUUCUCUUCCUCCUUUUAAGGCUGUGUUGCAGCAUUGAUUUGGCUGCUUUUUAUUCUUCUGAGCUGGAAUUUUUUUGAACGUAUGUGAAUUAUUUUGUAAUCUGAACAGCAGAGAUUAUUUAAGGGGAAUGCUAUAACACUAGGACUUUGCUUCAGCCUUGGGACUGUGAGCAUUAUGGCUCCAUCUUUUCAUCCCUGGCUACAAGGGCACUGGGCCAAUGCCCUGAACUGAGGAUGGAUUUGAUUUUUCCUGUAUUAACAGGCAUGAAUUGCCCAAUGUUCCCAGAACAGUAACAUCCCCUGAAAUAGCUGAUACUGUUUGUGUUCCUGUGUAGACUGUCAUCUUGGGUUUCUGGCUAUGCUCUGAGAGGAAAGUUCUGGUCUCUGAUAAUAACCAUUUAUCUGUGGUGGCUGCUCCUUUUCUUUGAUAUUUAUGCUGCUAAUAGACACAUAUCACUUUAAUACAUUGCUUUUGUGUCACAGAGAAAAUGCAUCUCCUUAAGACUCGGUGUGCUUUGUAAGUUCUGCUGGAGCACAUCAGCUGUAGGCGUCUUAAUGGCUGUAAGUUCCACGUAAUCAUAGUGUUACCUAGGGGUUUAAAAAGCUAGGAUUACGAAUAGGAGAAAUUGGGUCUGUGAGCAUGACAGGAAGGGCAAGACAGCUCCUUAGGUGCCCUGGGUCCUUGCUAGUAGUCAUGUUUGCAACUACCAGAGUGUCCUUGUGAAGUACUUAAGGUAGUUAGAAGUUGAUAGCCCUUUCUUACUGUCGUGGUGCUUAACUGGGUGUACCUUGGGGCUCUGUGACAGGAUCUGCAAUAGUUAAAACUGGUCUUGUAAGGCCAUAUUUUGCUCUGGCGAUAUAUUCAGUGCUAUUUUAAAUGAGUUGUAAGCUUUUCCCUGUUUUUAAAUGAGUUUUUUCAGGAUCAUGACCUAGAACAUACUGCCCUCUGUUUUGGGGGGGAGGGAGUGUCACCUAAGUUCAUGCAAGGUCUGGCUUUGUCACCUAAGUUCAUACCAGAUACAAAUACAAACUACAAACACCAGCAUUUAUUUUCUUUAGCCUAGUGCUUAGAGGUAAAUAAUCAGAAUUUUGGUCGACCUAAGCUGUAGCUGGUUUUGCUUUUGAAGAGCUGACUUUACUUUGAACGUGCUUGGAUAGAGUUGGGUUAUCUUGUGUUACACAGUUGUCAUCCAACAAGACAGACUGAAAAUGGCUUAAGCGCUGUUUUCUCUUAGGCCUUAUGUCAGUUCUGAGUCCAAGCAGAUAGAUGCAUAGUUUUGGCCUGUACUAGUUCUCAGAACCAGGGAAAACUGUUUUAUUUCUCUUUUGUGUUACAUUGUCUUGUGCUAAGAUUUGUUGAAUGAUCUAUUUUAAGGGGGUUUCUCCUGAACUGUGCUUUCAAAAAGACCAGUGAAGUCUUUUACCAGACAGACAUCAGUGGCUUAAAGAUACCACUGUGAACCAUUACACUGCAUUUAAAAUAUUUACAACUGAACUAUAAAGGCUUAUGCUUUAUGAUUUAAUUAAUGUUACAGUCCUGCUGCUGAAAACAACAAUAUUUUACAUAUUUGUGAGCCUUGGGGCAGAGGAAACACUUAAUAAAUAAUUGCUUGCACUCCUUUGUAAUUGGCAGAUUGGAGAGAUUUGUUGUAAUAUCCUGUUUACAGGGGCUUGUAUGACAAAUUAUCUGCUCUUACAAGGGAACUUCAUUUAAAGUGGAACACUUAUGGUCAUGAUGAUCUAUCAGCUUGUCUUACCUUGUAACUGGUGUGUUUGGUUGAAGUUCUGGGAACUUAGUUUUAAAACCAGGGAGUCUGGCCUGCAGGUUUACCAUACGGGCCACCUCUAGCCCUGGACAAUCUGUGAAUGUCUAAAUGGGUCCAUAACAUAUUUUAAUGAGGAAGGGGCUUGGUUUGUAUGGGUUUUUUAAGAGCUUAAUACAGCCAUUCUCAUCCUAGGUCAGUACGUGCUCUAUAGUAUUUAUCAAAAACCAUAUUACCAUAAUAUAUAUAUUGUGAAUGGUCAUCUUUGCAUCUUGCUACCAGAGGAUUCCCCUCAUUCCAGAAAACUGAUUUUAACGCUGAGGUUUUUGAUGCUUUAUGUUGUUUGUUGUGUAAAUUUAUUUCCUAUUUAACUUGUUUCUGAUCCUUUCUUUAAGAGGGGAAGAUGGUCCUUAGUGCCUUUCACUGACUAUACUGUCUGCAUGUGUCCAGCUUUCCCCCUUCUCAACAGCUCUGCUUAGCCAGUCCUGUAUAUAGGAAAAAUUGCUAAUAUGUUUGUAUAAUUUGUCUUCCUAUUUAUUGGUUUUCUAACUCUGUUUAUUUCUGAUUAUUCUUUGUUUUACGAUUAAACUUUUAUUCAUUACAUUGUAUAUAUCAGUAUUGUGCCCCCAGAGCAUGUUCAUACCAGGAAAUAAAAUUCUGGAUUCCUAGUUCCA
Molecule: messenger RNA, 5449 nt
Organism: Tyto alba (common barn owl)
Lineage: Eukaryota; Metazoa; Chordata; Aves; Strigiformes; Tytonidae
Gene: KIF3A
Product: kinesin family member 3A
Exons: 19
Coding region: 55-2247 (730 amino acids)
Biological process (GO): microtubule-based movement
Molecular function (GO): microtubule binding; microtubule motor activity; ATP binding
Source: RefSeq, a predicted model, not a curated record